Messenger RNA from Danio rerio (zebrafish), 4655 nucleotides. NCBI's taxonomy places the organism in Eukaryota, Metazoa, Chordata, Actinopteri, Cypriniformes, Danionidae. The record is from RefSeq and is a predicted model, not a curated record.
UUGAAAUGCGUUAUCGUUGCUGCCUUUACGUGUUGUUAUUUACAACCAGCAUCGUUUUAACGUCUUUUAGAUUUGUGAAACGGCCUCAGUCGCCGCGUUAGGUCGUUUAUAACUAGUAUUUAACCUAAUACAAUGAACGGCGUUGGUGUCAUUUUAGGGGUGGAAGUUCAAGGCGUUUGUUUGAAGAUGGUGUUCACUGAGGGCUGUCACAGUCCACUGGAUAAUAACCAGAGGUUCUAGACCGGUGGGGUUUGAACCUAACGUUACAUCCAAAUGCAGCAAAUGAACUGACGUUUGUCCCCCGGUUGUUCAAAAGAUGAAACCCAACUUGUUAAAGAAAACAAAACUAUCCAGUCAAAAGAGCAAAGACAAACAGUUGCAAAAUGGUGAUAAGGAGCCCCUUCCAUCAGAUGUUGAUGCCAUCUGUGUUGGCACAGAUGCAACUGAAACAUCUAAUGAUAUGCUGAACUGUGUAAUGGACUGUUGUCCCAAAGUCACACAGAUGAGUCCAGAGCAAGGAGAGUUGGAAGCUUUGGGAGUCCUAAUGCUAUCAGAGCAACACCAGCAGCACAAUGUGAACCUGCAGCCUUGUCCUCCUGCGCUCAGAACAUUUGUUCCAAAGACAGAGCCAGAUCACUUUCCCUUAAACCAAACUAGUUUUCAGGUCAAAACUGAGCCUGGAAUUUAUGAAGUACUUCAGAGAGAGUCUACGUUGACUGUGGAAGAGAAAAAGGAGAGAUAUAAGGAAGUGAAGCUUGAGAUGCCAGAGGAAAACCUGCUGUGUAAUUCUGACCUGGAGGAAACCAUGGCUUCUUCCUCCCUGAUUUUUCCUUGCCCCCAUUGCUCUGUGACUUUUACUGACUUUACAUACUUGGACAAGCACUUCAAAUGGUGCCAUCGAAGUGAAUACCUGUCAUGGGUGAAAAACCACAAAGUCUACAACUGCUCCAAAAUAACCUCCGGGAUGCUCAGCUGCACUUCAUGCCACUAUCGUUUCUUCUCUCAAAGCCAGCUGGAGACCCACGUGCGCAAGGCUCACCUUCCGACACCCAAACCCACCCGAAAACGCUUCACCUGUCCGCAGUGUGAUCGUAGCUUUGAUUACAUUGGAAACUUACAAAACCAUUGCCGCCGAUGCCACAGCUUAUCUACGGUGUGCAAAGAUGGAUAUAUUAGCUGUGCUGCAUGCGGUAAAAGCUUUGCAGGAGUCUGGGGCCUUGGACCACAUCGCUGUCAUGAUGAUGAGAAGAUACUUGAUACAAGUGAACCCCUUUGCACAGACCGUGGGUAUUUGUGCCAAGAUUGCGGCAAGAACUUUUCUACACUCCAAAGUCUAAAGACACACAAACGCAUACACACCGGCGAGAAACCAUGCAUCUGUGGAGAUUGCGGCCAUAGCUUUUAUGAUAUGGGGAGUCUGCGCCAACACAGAGUCAUCCAUACAGGAAUCCGGCCUUUCAAGUGUCCUGAAUGUAAUAAAGAGUUUGCUAGAAUGGGCCACCUCAGAUGCCAUCUGAGAACCCACACGGGAGAAAGACCAUACCCAUGUCCUCAAUGCGGCAUGAGAUUCAGCCACCGCUCAACACUUCGCAUCCACCAACAAGUUCACUCCAAGGAAAAAGCAUUUCCAUGCGCUAUCUGUGGCAAAGCGUUUUCUGCUUUGAGGUAUGUGAAGGUCCACCAAAGAGCGCACAACUCUGAGAGAAUUCUGGAAUGCCGAGAGUGUACAAAGACUUUUACACGAGCGGAUGUGCUUAAGAAACACCUGCGCAUUCACUCUGGCGAACGGCCGUAUUUUUGCAACAUCUGCAGCAAGCGUUUUGUACGCAUCCAGCACCUGAAAAACCACAUGCGCACUCAUACUGGUGAGAAACCGUAUCGCUGUGAGCAGUGCGGCUCCAGCUAUGCCCAGUCUGGAGAUUUGACUAAACACAUGAGGAAGCACACAGGAGAAAAACCCUACGCCUGUUCAGACUGUGAGCGUCGCUUCAGCAGCUCAGGUGACCUGAGCAAGCACAGGCGCAGUCACACGGGCCACAGACCCUAUAAGUGUUUGGAGUGCGGGAAGAGUUUUAUAUUGUCCCAGCACCUGAAGUUACACAAACGAACACACACAGGCGAGAGGCCGUACAGCUGCACACAGUGUCUUCGCACAUUUACACGCUCACACCAUCUCUCUCAACACAUGGAGAAGCACACAUGAGGACAGAUGACUGCACGCCUGUCUAAUAUUUCAUGUAGGAAAAUGAAUCGGGAGAUUAAUGAUGAAUUGGGAAAUCGGUUUUCUUUAAGGAAUGCAAUCCAGACAGAUUUCUUUCUUCCGUGGGAUAUAUUUAAGGGUUAAGCAUAUAGUAACGUACCCAUUGUUAGGCCUGUCAUGAUAUCCAUUUUUUGUUAUAAUAUAUUACACUAAAAUAUAUUGCGAUAAACAAUAUAUUGUCAUUUUAUGACACUUCUUGUAUAAUAUCAGAAUGACAAUAUAAUAAGAAACAUUUAAGAACAUUUUAAUUUAAUUAAGAAUUAAGAACAUUUAAUUCAAUUAUAGUAAUUUCAAUCAUAAUAAAUAAUAAAUGUUAAGAAAAAAUUGCAAGGUAAAAUGUAACAGACCGCAAUAUUGGCUACCAGAACUAUUUUCAUUUGUCAGACACCCACAUGAAAAUAUAAUACAGUAAUUUACAGUAAAUACUAUGGUGUUUUUUAACCAUACUUACACCUCUAAAAGAGAUAAAGAUGUUGCAAAAUCAGAUAAAUUGUUGCCAGAAUUGGUUUUAAUUUAUAAGUGAUAUAUAUUGCAUUAUCAAAAAUUAUUGAGGUCAUGUCCAAGUGUUUUGCGGUAAAUUGAUACAUUGAUUAUUGUGUCAGGCCUACCCAUUCUUUCACUGAUCAAAUAAAAUUAAUGCCGUUUACGUUUUUUUGUUCAACAAGGAACAAGCAACUGACAAAAGCAGUGCUUUAAACUUGAUCUGUCUUUUUAAAAGGAAUCGCUAGCAUAAUAAAUUGUAAAUAAAAUAAAGUUUUAUUUAGCCAUUUAAAGACACUGUUCAUAAGAAUUGACAGCGUGCCCUUUACUUUUUCGAUAAUAGACUUAUAAUAGAUUGCUGUAGCAUAGUAACAAUAAUCUACAAAUUAAAAUUAAUCUAUAGGCGCAAUAAUGGAAGUAUUCUAGAACUACAUUUAUAAACUGAUGUUAAAAUUUAAACUUGCUCAUCACUCGGUGCUCUCGGAAAAAUUACGUUUCAGCAAAUUUUUCAAACUGCUGUAACUGUGUUAGGGUUCCUUUUGUGUUGAUAUGUAAGUGACGUCAUUUUGCUCUGUUCAUAUUUUAACAUUUUCAGAAGUCUGGCUCACAGCUAAAAAUAAAUUCUGCAUUUAGAACUUUAAUGCUUUAUGGAGAACACUGAAAACUACAUUUGUGUGUUUUCAGUUCUGCACUAGGCGUGGGCGGGUAUAAGAUUCUAACGAUUUGAUAACCAUGGAUAAAAAUAUUACAGUUUCACGAUUACUGCUGUAAAACAGGUUCUUUUUAAAUGUCUGGGUCAAAAACAAAUCUUUUUUCUGCUUUGAUCACAAUGGCUGUGCCUGAAAUCACAGACUUCCAUACUAUAGUAUGUUAAAAACAGUAUGCUAGCCAAGUAGGAUGUGUAAAUACAGUAUGCAAGAAGUACCCAGAUGACCUAAUACUUCUGGUGAGAUUCUGAAGUGCGCAUCUGAUGGAUGCUACGCUAUCCCAUGAUGCACUGCGAGAGAAAUCAUGAAUGGAAGUGAAGCGGGUAUGUCACAUGAUGAUGACAAAAUGGCAUCUGUUGUACGUCCGACUCCGAGGUACAUUCACUCGCAUUCAUACUGUAUAGAACAUACUUUUCUAUCAGUCAAGUAGUAAAUACAAAUGGAGUACCUACUGAGUAGUAGGGGAUUUCGGACACAAACCGCCAGUAUAUUUUAUUUUGAGAAACAUUUGAAAUAUUUUGAAGCAGAAAAUAUGUCAAGCUAAAUAUUUAAAAAAAUUCAAAUGAAUCAUUGACUUCUGCAGUCUUCAUCAGUUUCAAAAACAAUAAUAUAUAUAUAUAUUUUAAAUGGCAUCUUUGGGUAUCUUUUCUGAUGGAGAUACUGCUGUCCUAAAAAACAAACCAAAAAAUAAAUAAAUAUUAAAAAUCUUACACAUACCGUAGAAACAGUAUAACAGAAAAAGUUGUCUGUUUUUAAAAACCUUGAGUUUUCCAAACUGAGGUAUACCUUAAAAAUGGUUAUCAUCCCAUGCCUAUACUGCACUGUAAUGGAUUGGUUAUUUUAUAGUUAUUUGUGUGGUUGUUGAUUUUACCAGGUUAUUUUGCAGUUGUUUUUAUGGUUGUUCAUUUGUCUACCAAUGCCAAAGUAUUCUGAGGGUGAUAUAACUGAAAAAAAAUGAAACAUUACUGUAACUAGUUUAGAGGAAAAUCUUUUUCGAAAGACUGAUAUUCAUGACAUAAAACGUAUAUAAACAAUAUGUUGUGUUAAGGUUUAUGAGUUUACUGUUAACUUUAAAAUGGAUGAAAUCAAAUGACUUUUGCUCUGUUUUGAACUACAGUGUUUUGUCAUUGUUUUGGCUUGAAUUGUGCGUUUAAGACUGUAUUCUUAUGUUAAAUGAAACAGUAAAUACAGUAUGCUAACCAGAGAGA